AUGCUUGUUCUGCAAGUACUUGCAUUCUUCUAUAUUCUCAUUUUUGCUAAAGAUUCAAAGCGACCCAGCAGUAUAGAGGACGGAGAACACCAAGGAUUCGUGUCCUUAGUCAUGAAGGAAUCAGCUGCAGCUUUUUUGGAUUACUGGCAGCUUUUGACAACUAAGCGAAGUAAUCGGCUCCUGCUCUACCUGAACUUAUUUGCGCUAGGAGUGGAGCUGCUCAUUUUUGCAGGAUUGAUGGACAUUCAAUACUCUUAUCUGCGAUUCAAACUGAGUUGGGGAGAUAAGCAGUAUGGAUGGUUUAGUGGGCUGCAAUAUGGAGUUACAACAGCGACUGUGCUGAUUAUCUAUCCGCUGUUGUCCAUAAAAGGCUUCACGGAUGGGAUUCUUGGAUGUGCAGGUUUGACUGCAAAAAUGACAGCUUUGAUAAUGCUCGCCUUCGUAUACAACUCUGCAAUGGCUUAUUCGGUCAUUGUGUUCACAUCGCUUAACCGCUUUGUUUCAACCGGAUUUCGAUCAUUCAUAUCUGGACUGGUUCAGUCUAGUGAGCAAGGGAAAAUGUUUUCGCUCAUUGCCUUAUUGGAAGGAGUGAUGGGACUCCUAGCCACUGCCAUUUACAACAACCUCUACCCCAAAACCCUAUCUUUUUUCCCUGGUUUCUUUCACCUACUAAGCGCUGCCCUUCUAAUCAUACCACUCAUCAUUCUUGGAAUAUCAGAUCGACGGGUUAAAUCUAUUCUUGACCAACAAGAAACCUCAGAGCCAGUGUCGGCGACAGCUUAA
Messenger RNA from Cylicostephanus goldi, 783 nucleotides. Lineage: Eukaryota; Metazoa; Nematoda; Chromadorea; Rhabditida; Strongylidae. The record is from the annotation of a GenBank genome assembly.